AUGAGUUCCAAAAAGAUCAUCGAGUUUCCAGAUGUUUCGAAUAAGCUUCAAGCUCCUUCCAAGAAAUCGUUAUUCGAGAGGCAGAAAGCAGAUGCAGAAGCGAAGAGGUUGAGGGAGGAGGCGGAAACGAAGGCUGUAUAUGAGGAUUUUGUGAAAAGUUUCGAUGAUGAAGAUGAUGCGCCUGCAGCUGGAGCUGAUGGGAUGGGAGGAAUGGGCGGCAUGGGAGGAAAUAGACAUUUUGGAAGAGGAGGAUUUAGCAGUGGAAUGGGAAGAGGAGGUUUUGGGGACAGUAGAGGAGGAUUUGCGCCACGAGGAGGACCAGGGAUGGGCAGUGGACCGGGGAGCUUAGGACCUUUACCCGGGAAUAUGAGCAAUAGUACUUUACCAAAGAAAAGAACAUUCGAAGGCUUCGCACAGAGCUCCUCGCGCAGAGACGACAGAGGACCAUUUGCAUUUGACGACUACAGUCAUGACGGACCUGCAUCAAAAGUCCUCAAGACAUUCGACCAUGAUGAAGACAGUAUGGGGACCAGCAGAGACGAGGAGAGAGCUGUGGCCAAACCCACCUUACGACUCGCAUCUCUACCUCCUGGUACCUCGCCUGCUGUCAUUAAAGCUUUACUCCCUACAAACUUGACAGUCGAUGCUGUCAGAAUCAUACCACCUUCUGGUCCAACCUCAUUUACGGAAAGAAAAUCGAUGUCGGCGAUCGUCACACUGGCCAAAGACACCCCCGCGAAUGACAUUGACACAACAGUCAACUCGCUACAAAACAAAUACUUGGGAUUUGGAUAUUAUUUGAAUUUGCAUAGGCAUUUGUCAUCAGCGGCGAUUUCGAAUUCUACACAGAUUUCAAACAUAGGGAGUGCAGCGGCCUCGCAACCUUUCGGCGCCAAACCAGUCAAUCCACCAGCAGCUCGCGGAGGGUUUUCAGGGUCGUCUCAUCGUGGGGGCUUUGCUCCCCCUACCUCUUAUAACAACACACCUCAAUUAAGCCGAUCCACACUUUUUGUUCCAGUCCAGCCACCGCAGGAUAUUAAAGAAUUGAAACUCAUUCACAAAACUAUUGAAUCGCUUCUCACUCAUGGACCCGAGUUCGAAGCGCUCUUGAUGUCACGCGCUUCCGUUCAGCGAGAAGAAAAAUGGGCAUGGUUAUGGGAUUCGAGAAGUACAGGUGGUGUUUGGUAUCGAUGGCGAUUAUGGGAGGUGCUGACAGGUUCGCAAUCCAAAAGAGGGCAAGGAAAAUACCUGCCACUAUUUGAAGGUUCUUCGGCAUGGAAGCAACCCGAUCAACCUUUAGCAUAUGAAUACACGACCCGUCUAGAUGAAUUUGUUUCGGAUUCUGAGUACAACUCAUCUGAUGAAGACGACUCUGGUGAUGAAGGUGCUAGACGUCCUCCAAUUGACCCAAACACACUAAAUGAGGACGGAAAAGCAUAUCUGAACCCUCUUGAGAAGGCUAAACUCACACAUCUUCUAUCACGCUUACCUACUAGUACUGGCAAACUACGAAAAGGAGACGUAGCUCGAGUCACUGCAUUUGCAAUCUCACAUGCAGGUCGAGGAGCCGAUGAAGUCGUCUCGGCAAUUGUAUCUAAUGUCGAAAAGCCCUUUGCUUACACAUCCGCAAAUCCCGAUCGCAAAAAGGACAAGGAGAGAGAUAACAGCGGUGAUGAAAAAGACGAUAAUGCCGAAGAGGAAGACACCAGUUCUGCGUCACUAAUAGGCUUAUAUAUUGUAUCUGAUAUUUUAUCAAGUAGUUCUACGAGUGGUGUCCGACACGCAUGGCGCUAUCGACAACUAUUCGAGCAGGAAAUGCGGAGGAAAAAGACGUUUGAGGGAUUGGGGAGGAUGGAGCGGAAAAUGAAGUGGGGGAGAUUAAGGGCCGAGAAGUGGAAGAGAAGUGUAGGGAAUGUGUUGGGUUUAUGGGAGGGUUGGUGUGUGUUCCCACAGGAAAGCCAGGACGAAUUCGGUAAGGUGUUUAGGGAACCUCCUUUGUCAGCCGAGGAAUUGAAAGAGCUAGAGGAAAAGGGCAAGGAGGAGAAGAACAAAGAGAAGAGCAAAUGGAAAGCGGUCGAGGUAGCACCAAAGGAGAAAGCUAAAGAGGAAGCUGAUGAAGAGGGUUUGGAUGGUGAACCGAUGGUAGAAGAUGAUGAGAAUGUAGAUGGUGUUCCAAUGGAAGAGGAAGAUGUCGACGGAGAACCAAUGGUGGAUAGUGAUGAUGGUGGUGAUCUGGAUGGAGAACCCGUGCAAGUACAAGAAGAUGAAGGGGACACGUAUGAACCUCCUCCUGCCGCGGAGACAGCACCCGACCCGACAGUGAAGGUUGAAGAGUCUGCACCGCCGAGAAGAGCAAGACCGCGAGCAGUAGAUAUGUUUGCUGACUCGGAUGAUGAGGAUUGA
Messenger RNA from Botrytis deweyae, 2403 nucleotides. RefSeq lists its product as uncharacterized. The transcript has a single exon. Gene Ontology annotation, biological process: RNA processing. NCBI's taxonomy places the organism in Eukaryota, Fungi, Ascomycota, Leotiomycetes, Helotiales, Sclerotiniaceae. Gene Ontology annotation, molecular function: RNA binding. The record is from RefSeq and is a predicted model, not a curated record. Bases 1 to 2403 code for a protein of 800 amino acids. Gene Ontology annotation, cellular component: nucleus.